AUUCAAGUUUUUUUAGUAGAAAUGGCAAACAUUCGCUGACUAAUGGAUUGACACCAUUAAAAGAUACUGGUUUACAAAAUAUUUCUGGAACAGUGGCAGCUUUCGGUGAUUUUAACUCGGAUAAAUUUACUGAUUUAGUUGUUUUAGAUUUUAGUCAAACAUCCAUCAAAUCAUUCAACUUUACUAAGGCAAACUCGUCAGAUAUAGAAAUAUCAGAUGAUCAACCAAAUAAAUUUUUGAUUACAAAUGUAAUACCGGGAGAUUAUAAUUAUGAUGGAAAUUUGGAUCUAUUGUUGAUGGGACAAACCAAUCCAUCAAGUGUGUUUAGAAAAAAUGAGCCAUUGUAUAUGAGAGUGUAUUUUGGAUACGAUAAUGCUACAUUCAAUUCUAAAUACAUUGAGCUUGAUGCAUCAUAUUCACAACAUCCAAUAACAUUUGAUUUUAAUGGUGAUAUGAAAACUGAUUUACUCGGACAUUAUUUAUCAUCUGCACAAGACAACAAAUUAUAUGUAUGGAAAAAUGUAUAUAAUGAAUCUGCUGGAACAUUAUUUGAAAUAGUUCCACUGUCAACUAACAAUAAAACAAUGCCACAAAAAGGUUGUAGAUUAUCAGAACCACACUCGAAUGCUUUUAUAGAUCUCAAUGGUGAUUGUUUUUCAGAUUUGUUCUUGACAUGCGAGGAAGAAUUCAGAGAAACAUCAUACCAAAUAUGGGUUAAUCAAAAAGAUCAAGGAUAUGUACUUACUAGAUAUGGCGAAUUACCUACAGAUGCAGGACCCAUUACAUUUGCUGAUAUAGAUGGAGCAAUAGAUAUGGUGUUUCCAGUUUGUAGAAGAUCUGAAUGCGCUAUUCAUAUAGCUUACAAUAAACAAAAACCUUUAUGUACGAGUAAAGACCAAAUAAAUUGUCGAAAAAUAUCAAAUUUAUGUGAACCUGAUGAUGACUUUAGAUUUAAUUUAAACGAUGAUCCAGAUAAUGAUAUGGUGGAACAAUUGUUACCAAAGACCGAUCAUUCAAUGGAAUAUUGCCCGUUCCGAUCAGAAUUGGUAGGUGAUUACAAUUUAGACGGUUUUCCUGAUCUUCUUGUCAUUAGUGAAAAAAACUCUGAAAGUUUGGUUUCACUUUUACAAUCAACAGCAUGUACACUUGAACUUUGUGAUCCAUUAGCAGUUAAAGCUCAAAGACGUACAUUUUUUAAAGUGGUCGAUGGGGCACAUUCAUUAAAUAAAAUUACAAAUGCAAAAGGUGCUGCCUUCUUUGAUAUUGAUGAAGAUGGAACAUUGGAUAUUGUGGUCCUUGGUAAUUUAAAUACCAACGAUGCAGCAAGAGAUGUUUACUUGUUAAAUAACGAUUACUUCAAUGAUGCAUUCUUUUUGAAAACUUUAAUGUUAAACGGUGUAUCACAAAAACAGAACUAUGGAGUAAAUCAUCCAGGUUCGGCAUUUAAAUUCACUGUUGUAGAUACAUAUGGAAAUAAAAGAGCAAAUCAAGUUGCACAGUAUUCUCAAGUUGGAUAUCUUUAUUUACAAACACCAUACUCGCUCUUUGGACUUGGCCGUACAAAUAAUUAUGUCGAGGAAUUGUGGUUAUUGGAAUUAUAUAUUCAUCCCGGUGAUUGGAUUCCAUGGGUAUUAAUUACAUUAGUUAUAGCUACCGUAAUUUUAGCAAUUAUUGUUGCAGCAUUACAUUGGAUGGAAAAGAGAGAAGACGAAUUAGAAAAGAAAAAAGCGUCACAUGUUAUAAAUUUUGACGCAUUAUAA
Messenger RNA from Entrophospora candida, 1760 nucleotides. The record is from the annotation of a GenBank genome assembly. NCBI's taxonomy places the organism in Eukaryota, Fungi, Glomeromycota, Glomeromycetes, Entrophosporales, Entrophosporaceae.